Jaculus jaculus (lesser Egyptian jerboa) is the source of this 2567-nucleotide messenger RNA. RefSeq names its product integrator complex subunit 10 (gene Ints10). Gene Ontology annotation, cellular component: integrator complex. The coding region runs from base 39 to 2321 and encodes 760 amino acids. The record is from RefSeq and is a predicted model, not a curated record. NCBI's taxonomy places the organism in Eukaryota, Metazoa, Chordata, Mammalia, Rodentia, Dipodidae. The transcript has 19 exons. Gene Ontology annotation, biological process: snRNA processing.
GGCUUGCUGCGGGCUGGGGGCUGCCUCACUCCCGGGUCAUGUCGGCCCAGGGCGACUGCGAGUUCCUGGUGCAGCGCGCCCGCGAGUUGGUGCCCCAGGACCUGUGGGCAGCCAAGGCCUGGCUCAUCACCGCCCGCAGCCUCUACCCGGCCGACUUCAACAUCCAGUAUGAGAUGUACACCAUCGAGCGGAACGCAGAGCGGACCGCCACCGCUGGAAGGCUGCUGUAUGACAUGUUUGUAAGUUUCCCAGACCAGCCAGUGGUGUGGAGAGAAAUCAGUGUCAUCACAUCGGCAUUAAGGAAUGACUCACAGGAUAAGCACACCCAGUUUUUAAGAAGCUUGUUCGAAACUCUGCCGGGUCGGGUCCAGUGCGAGAUGUUACUGAAGGUCACGGAGCAGUGCUUCAACACGCUCGAGCGCUCCGAGAUGCUGCUGCUGCUCCUGAGGCGCUUCCCCGAGACGGUGGUCCAGCACGGGGUCGGCCUGGGGGAGGCAUUACUAGAAGCCGAAACAAUUGAAGAACAGGAGUCGCCUGUUAACUGCUUUAGAAAACUGUUUGUUUGCGACGUCCUUCCUCUGAUCAUUAACAACCACGAUGUGCGCUUGCCCGCCAACUUGUUGUAUAAAUACUUGAACAAAGCCGCAGAAUUUUACAUCAACUACGUCACUAGGUCGACGCAAGUAGAAAAUCCAGGUACCCAAGAUGCAUCUGAUUUAAUGUCACCUAGCAAACGUAGCUCUCAGAAGUACGUAAUAGAAGGGCUGACUGAAAAAUCCUCCCAGAUUGUGGACCCCUGGGAUAGGCUGUUUAAGAUUUUGAAUGUUGUUGGCAUGAGGUGCGAAUGGCAGAUGGAUAAAGGAAGACGGAGCUAUAGCGACACCCUGCACAGGAUGAGGGAACUCUGCAGGUACAUGAACAACUUCGACAGUGAAGCCCACGCAAAAUAUAAAAACCAGGUGGUCUAUUCCACGAUGCUGGUCUUCUUUAAGAAUGCAUUCCAGUAUGUCAGCAGCAUCCAGCCGUCUCUCUUCCAAGGUCCUAACGCCCCGAGCCAGGUGCCUCUGGUUCUUCUUGAAGAUGUAGCAAAUGUGUACGGUGACGUAGAGAUUGAUCGGAAUAAACACAUCCAUAAGAAGAGGAAGCUGGCCGAGGGGAGAGAGAAGACCAUGAGUUCAGAUGAGGAGGACUGCUCCACCAAAGGACGGAGCCGGCACAUCAUAGUCAAUAAAGCCGAGCUCACCAACUCCGUCGAAGUGUUGGAAAGCUUUAAACUGGCCCGAGAGAGCUGGGAGUUGCUCUACUCCCUGGAAUUCCUUGACAAAGAAUUUACGAGAAUUUGUUUGGCAUGGAAGACCGACACUUGGCUGUGGCUCAGAAUCUUCCUCACCGACAUGAUCAUCUACCAGGGUCAGUACAAGAAGGCCAUAGCCAGCCUGCAUCACCUAGCAGCCCUCCAGGGAUCCCUUGCUCAGCCCCAGGUGACAGGACAAGGCACUUUAGAGCACCAGCGGGCGCUCAUCCAGCUGGCAACGUGUCACUGUGCCCUUGGGGAGUACAGAAUGACGUGUGAGAAAGUCCUCGACCUGAUGUGCUACGUGGUCCUCCCCACUCAAGAUGGAGGCAAGUCGCAGGAAGAGCCCUCGAAAGCAAAGCCCAAGCUUAGAAAAGGUUCGGAUCUGAAGCUCCUGCCCUGCACCAGUAAGGCGAUUAUGCCAUACUGUCUGCAUUUGAUGUUAGCAUGCUUUAAGCUCAGGGCUUUCGCAGACAUCAGAGACGACAUGGCGCUGGGGCAUGUGAUUGUAUUGCUUCAGCAGGAGUGGCCUCGGGGAGAGAACCUUUUCCUGAAAGCUGUCAAUAAGAUCUGCCAGCAAGGGAAUUUCCAGUAUGAGAACUUUUUCAAUUACGUUACAAACAUUGAUAUGCUGGAGGAGUUUGCAUACUUACGGACCCAGGAAGGAGGCAAGAUUCACCUGGAGUUACUCCCCAAUCAAGGCAUGCUCAUCAACCAUUGCAGACCUUUUGGGUGGUCCCUCCAGAUGAGUGGCAGAGAUGUUGUGAGCAGUGUACAGAUCCUCCCCCUGGGGCCUUCUAGCCCUCCCAUGGGGUUGCUGCAGCAGGAAUUCUUACCUGUGCUUCAGCCCAGCAUGCAGACUGCUGACAGGCACCACACGGUCACCCGGGGCAUCACCAAAGGGGUGAAGGAGGACUUCCGCCUGGCCAUGGAGCGCCAGGUCUCCCGCUGUGGUGAGAACCUGACGGUGGUGCUGCAUCGGUUCUGCAUCAAUGAGAAGAUCUUGCUCCUCCAGACCCUGGCCUGAGACAUCACGGCCAGAGGUGGCCGCAGCUGGGGGCCACUGAGGGGAGUCACAGCGCUGAGGAACGUGGCUCAGCCAGCGCCCAGAACCAGGAAAAGCACCUGCGCUCUAACCCCUGGGGCCACUUAAAAGUCGUUCCAAGAGUAUGAGGAGUCAAUUCUAUUUUUAAGAGUUUGUUUUGUUUUGUAAUUUUUAUAGGACAUGAGUCAAUCUGCUUUGUAAAUUAAAAAAAAAAUUCUAAAAUCUGAA